CGUAUUAUAUCUAUAGACGUGCAAGAUGUUUACCGAUUUAGUAAAACAGAUUGCAAGUAUUUUAAGUGUGCUUAGAACUAAGUAUAGUGGCAAAACCGUGAGGCAAGGGAUAAUUAAGUGUGAUAAGGCUAGACGUAGGAUUCAAGAUUCGAUGCGUAGGUCAUUAUCCAUAGGUGAAAGGCAACAUCUUGAGGCUUGUUUACGUAAUAUUAAAUCGAUGCGUAAACACUUUAAAUUAGAACAAAGGAGAGGCUUGGGUAUAUCUUUGAAUAAAGGAACCUCCACUUCGGCUUUUAGUAAUAGAAAAGAAACCGCAAAAGAUCGCGUGCAUUGGGAUGACUCCAUUUCGGCUUUUAGCAAUAGAAUACGAACUGGAGUUAUCACUAAUCUUAAACAUAAAGACCCCGGCAACUUCUUAAUGGAUUGUAAGACCAUCUUCAAAAGCCGAAUUCAUAACGCGUUGAAGCAAGAUGAGGCUGUGAAAAUAAAUGCGAUUUUUUGCGGGGAAUUUGUGAUUACUCAAGGUGAAAAGAUGCUUAAUGAGUAUAAGUACUUUACAACAUCAAAUGCGGCAAUAUAUAGGGAUACUAACAUAGAUGAGUGGUUUAAGGAGAAGGUUGAGAAACCAAUAAUGAAGAAAUUAUCGGAAUUUCAAGAACGUGAUAGUGGUUGGGGACUUAGUGCCGUUGUUAAUUUAGGAGUGAACAUUAACAAAUUUACACCUCAACUUGGCUCUUCAUAUAUUGAGUUACCUGUCCUGAUUAAGAGAAAAGAAGCUUGUAUCAACGUUAAGAACGAUGACAAUGCGUGCUUUGCGUGGGCGGUGGUUUCAGCGUUGUAUCCUGUUGAUAAACAUCCUCAAAGAAUAUCCAAAUACCCUCACUACUCUUCCGUGCUCAAGCUAAAAGGGAUCCAGUUUCCGAUGACUAUGCGACAAAUUCCGAACUUUGAAAAACAAAACAACAUCUCCAUUAACGUGUAUAUUCUGAAGAAGGAGAAAAAAGACCAAUUUAAUACGUUGCCUACCUACCUAACGAAGGAAAAGAGGGAUAAACAUGUGAACCUGCUUUUAGUGCAAGACUGCUACGAACAAUCGACCAAGUUCCAUUAUGUUUGGAUAAAAAAUCUUUCACGGCUAGUAUCGAAGCAGUUAAGCAAAGAAAAAAGGCAAAAGUAUAUUUGCGAUAGAUGUCUACAUUUUUACCGUUCUGAAGAUAAAUUACAUAAGCAUAUUAAGGAUUGCAUACAAAAGAAUGAUACAGCCAUCAAGAUGCCUACAGAGGAAAAAAAGAUGUUGAAGUUUAAAAAUUUUAAAAAUAAAAUAAAAGCCCCCUUUGUCGUAUAUGCAGAUCUCGAGAGCGUUCUGAAACCUAGCACAAAAAAGACUGCAUACCAACAACAUAUUCCAGCAGCUGUGGGAUACUACUUCAAGUGCUCAUACGAUGAAUCUCUUUCGUUCUACAACAGCUACCGCGGUGAAGACUGUAUGCGAUGGUUUGCUGACGAGAUGAAUAAGCUUGCGGAAGAUGUCUCUACGGUGUUUCUUUGCCCCUACAAGAUGCAUAUGACACCACAGCAGGAACUUGAAUUUCAAGCAGCAACGCACUGCCAUAUUUGUGAACAGUCAUUUAAAUCUGGUCAAAAGAAAGUUCGAGAUCACAAUCACCUUAUCCCGGAGAACAACUUCCGCGGAGCGGCAUGUGAGGGAUGCAACGUCAACUACCAGGACACUCAUACAAUUCCGGUGGUGUUCCACAACUUGAGUGGAUAUGAUGCUCACUUUGUGGUAGCAGAUAUUGCCACUAGAAUGGACGGCAAGAUCGACUUGCUCCCUAUAACCAAGGAGAAAUAUAUUUCUUUUACCAAACACAUCAACGAGUCACGCAUAUGCUUUAGAUUUAUAGACAGCUUCCGGUUUAUGGCAUCAUCGUUAGAUAAAUUAUCAUCAGCUCUAACGAACUUUCCUAAUCUAAAGUCACAAUUCUCUACACUACCUGAAGAUCAAUUUAAUAUUUUAACUAAAAAGGGUAUUAUGCCGUAUGAUUACUUCGACUCGUUCGACCGUUUCGAUGAGCUGUGUCUGCCUCCUCAAGAUGCGUUUUACAAUAAAUUGGAAGAUAAGCCCUGUCCCAGAAGAAUGUAUCGUAGAGCUCAGGAGGUGUGGAGCAGAUUUAACUGCAGCAACUUGGGUCAAUAUGUUGACUUGUACAUGAAGACUGAUAUUCUACUCCUUGCAGAUGUCUUUGAACAGUUUAGAUCAAGCUGUAUUAGCACUUAUGAUUUAGAUCCGGCCCACUAUUUUACACUACCAGGCUUUACUUGGGAUGCCAUGUUGAAAUACACGCGACAAGAGCUGGAACUCCUUACCGACCAGGAUAUGUUUCUCUUUGUCGAGCGGGGUAUUCGUGGAGGGUUAAGUCAAGUCUGCUCUAAAAGAAGAGCUCAUGCAAACAACAAAUAUAUGUCCAAAUAUGAUUCAACGAAACCGGAUGUCUAUCUAAUGUACAACGAUAUCAAUAACCAGUAUGGCUGGAGUAUGAGUCAAUAUCUUCCAUAUGGAGGCUUUGAAUGGGUAGACUCCAACAUCGAUAUCACUACGAUUCCGGAUGAUGCAGAUGAAGGCUACAUUCUAGAAGUUGAUUUGGAGUAUCCACAGCAUUUGCAUGACGCUCACACGGAUUUACCGUUCUGUGCAUUACACAUCAACCCGAAGACUAUGAAACCGCCAACUGAAGCUGCGGAAAUUUCAAAACUCAUGGCGACCUUAAAUAAUAAAGAAAAAUACGUCAUCCACUAUCGAGCCUUGAAGCAAGCAUUAGCCCAUGGUCUAAUUCUCUCCAAAGUACAUAGGGUACUCAAAUUUAAACAGUCCCCUUGGCUAAAGUCCUACAUUGACCUUAAUACAGAACUAAGAAAAAAAGCCAAGAAUGAAUUUGAGAAGAACUUGUUUAAGUUGAUGAAUAACGCAGUCUUUGGGAAGACUAUGGAAAAUGUCAGAAAACGGGUUAAUAUCAAAUUACUAACGCAAUGGAAAGGACGUUACGGCGCAGAAUCAUACAUUGCGAAACCGGAAUUUAAAUCUUGCGCCAUUUUUAACGAAAACUUGGUAGCUGUAGAAUUGAAUAAGCUUGAAAUUUAUUUAAAUAAGCCUAUAUACGUGGGCCAAGCUAUUCUUGAUCUAGCCAAGACAACUAUAUACAGCUUCCAUUAUGACUACAUGAUGGAUAGAUUUGGAGAUAACUGCACUGUUCUUUACACAGAUACGGACAGCUUAAUUUACGAAAUUCGUGAACAAGACCCUUAUAUGGCUAUAAAAAGCGACUGUUUUAAAUAUUACGAUACUAGCGAUUAUGACCCCAAUAACCCAUAUGGCAUACCCCUUGUAAAUAAGAAAGUGUUGGGCAUGAUGAAAGAUGAAAAUAAUGGACAGAUAAUGACUGAUUAUGUAGGAUUACGAUCGAAACUGUACACCACUAAAGUGUUAUCCACUAAGGACGAUUUAAUAAAACUACAACAGAAAUUGGAAGCGGAGGAGUAUGAUGAGGAUGAAAUUGCUACGGUUAUUAAAAAUUAUGGUUUGACUAAGAAGGCAAAGGGGAUAAAGAAAAGUGUAGUGGAGACUAAAAUUACUUUUGACGAUUAUGUGGAAUGUCUAGAGACCUAUAAGCGCAAAACUACAUCUCAAAAUUUGAUUCGUACGGAUAAACAUCAAGUUUAUUCCAUAACGCAAUCGAAAAUUGCCCUAAGUCUUGAGGAUGAUAAGAGAUACCUGAUUCCUGACUCAUUUAACACUCUACCGUGGGGCCAUUAUGCUAUCAGUAAGCCUCAAGAUGUUGAACAGAUGGAAGUUGAUUAAGGUUGUGAUUUUUGAUGAAUUAGUUACAAAUUGUCAAAAUCCUAGGAAAUUUGUAUACAAAUUAGGAUAUUAUUUUAGGAAUAUUCUUAGACUAAAGGUUAUUAGCAAACUACCCCUGUAUAAAGCUAAAAAUAGUAAAUUCUUGUAUAAAUUUAAGAUUUCAUUGUUGCACAAGCAGUACUAUUAAAAAGGUAGGCCUAUUAGUUAUUUUUUAUACACCCUGUGUAGAGAAAUAUCUAAUGGGGAAUCCUAUAACGAGACCGUAAACAUCUCCAAUAAAUUGCAUUAUUUCUAGUGUGAAUUUAUUGCCUCCUGGGUGGUCAUGGAAAGAGGUGUAUCUACCCAAUAAUAAUUUAACUAAAGCUAUACAAGGUAGAUCGAUAAUUCGGUAACUUGUUCCUCUUCUAGAAUAUACGCAGCUAAAUGUCCAUUUUACUAUUUAACGAUUACGUAAUAUUAUGAUUUUGUUUAUAAUUGCACUUGUUUCAAGACAUGGAAGAUGUAGAAGCUUUUGUUGACGUUGUGUUAGAAAGUGUGCCUGUAAUUGAUGGACAUCGGCAGAGAGUCGCCAUUGUGCAAGAAGAAGUAAUUCAGUUGCCGCCUACCGUGGUGGAAUUUAACUUUGUCCCUGCCGGUGAAGGAAGCUCCAAAUUAAUAUAUCGCUAUCAGCCUCGAUCUCUGCAAACAUUAAGCGGAGCUGCGGUAUUGAAUAAGUUUAAAUAUCGUUCGUUUGUACCGGAAAAUAUAUACGGUUACAUCUACAUGCCCAAGAGAAUCCUGUAUUUCUUAAAGAAAUUAUGGCGAGCAAGACAACUGAAAAUUAUAUGGAGAACAGAAAUACAUGAAGCACUAACCAACAAGGAAAUAUGUAACAUAACCUCAAUUCGAACGUUAAAAAGCCGCUAUCCUACUACGUUAAUUGCAGGAAUUAAUAAUACUAGCAUCGUCCGUCACACUUAUACGCGCCAAUAUUACGAGGGUUCUGCUGCUCCUGAUGAGUCUACUGAAAUGUCACAUCCUUGGAUAACACCUUAUGUACCGGCAUCAUCAUCAUACUCGUCCCUCAAUGGUGACGAAGA
This is a messenger RNA of Photinus pyralis (common eastern firefly), 4935 nucleotides long. RefSeq lists its product as uncharacterized. Bases 26 to 3856 code for a protein of 1276 amino acids. The transcript is spliced from 2 exons. Lineage: Eukaryota; Metazoa; Arthropoda; Insecta; Coleoptera; Lampyridae. The record is from RefSeq and is a predicted model, not a curated record.